CUCAAAACGAACAGAGCCAUCGAACGGUGAAGGUGCGCGCAGCGAAAGUCUCCCCCAUAAACCAACAUAAAAAAAAGAGAAGAACGAAAUAUAAAAGGAAAAGAAGAAAAUCAAAACAAAACGACAAGAACAACAGCAAGACGUUUUACUUUUUUUGUUUGUGUUUUUUUUGACCCAGAGAGAAAAGAGAGAGCAGAAAGUGAUCGAGAUGGCGUUCAUGAUGCCCGUGAUGAAGAACAACUACGAUAUCUACAAGGACACGCGUUCCCGCAAAACGUCGGAAUGUUCGAAUGCUAGUAGUAACGGUACAACGGCUUUGGCCACCGCACUUGGAACGCCCGCUCAGGGACAACAGCAGAACCAGCGCCGUCGCAAGGUGUCGGAAUGCAAAUCGGAGAGUUUCGCCACCUCCCCAUCGCAUGGACAACUGGGCGUGUCCUCCGCCCACCAGCGGAUGCAAAUGCAGCGGUGUCACAGUUCGCGCGCUUUUCCGCGCAACGCAUCACGCAGCUCGCACGGUUCCAUGCAACAAAUUGUGUCGCCCACGCGCAGUAGUCCGCCCAGCCGCUCGCAUACUGCUUCCGCUCUGGAACGACAAGCGGCCGCCCAGGCCGCCGCUCUUAAUCAAAAGCAACAACAAUCGGCAGUGGAGUCCUCGAACGACUACACGAAGUUCCACUUGCGGUUGGUUGACAAGCUGCGCAAGUCCUUUCGCAAGGAUAGCGGUAAACGGUCAUGAGAGUAUCGCAAUCAAAAUAACAAUCCCAGCAACAACAACCACUACGACAACAACAAUGCCAGCUGCAGCAGCGCUUCGUUGCUAUUUAUUAACAACAACAACAGCAGAGAAUGGGAGCGACAGGAGCAAGAGGGUGUAAGCGAGACAGACGAUGCCAACGGAAGAUCGCUACCUGGUCAGGACUUGGGAGAGCACAGUGCAGCUAGUGCCUCUACCUGGACAAAAGAUGCCACCUGCCUAGAAGGAAGCAGGACAAAGAGUAUCUCGGAAAGGAGGAGAGCAGCGAAUUCUUCCAAGGAGCGGGGAGCAGCACGACGACCCCCCCGGGAGCGAGAGAAAGGCAUGGUCAGUCGUUUGGGGCGACACUUCAGGCGUUAUUGUAAAUUGCUGGCAGUCUCCAACGGCAGCGCUACGGCCGAGGACGAGACAGAGGUAUCGGCAGAGGUGAGCUCCAUGGAGCAGUUAACCCACAGCAGAGACAACAGUCGCAGUCGGCGUCGGCGCAGCAGCAGCAUUGGAAGCGCUAGCAGCCGGCUGAAGAUGCGACUGCGACGCUGCACUUCGUCGCCAGGAUAAGAGGGAAACGGCUUAUUAUCAACUAGGUCGGAGCAAGAGAGAGAGGAGAGACUGGAAGUGAAAAGAGCGGGCAGCGGCGAAGCCGAAGGGGGCUGCGAGGAGUCACUUAACCUAGUUUUGUGUUAACCGUAAAAAAGUAACGAUGCCCCCCAAGAAAAGCAGGAAACACAAAAGUAAGUUGGCGUACAGUUGUUGGUGCAAAUUUGUUUCAAACAUAAUCUACAAAAUAUAAUAUAUAAAUCAAUUUCGGUGUACAUAUACAAACUAUUUAAACAUACAUAUAUAUUAAACACUAUCAAUACAAAAAACAAAGUCCCAAAUGUAUAAUUACAUUAAUUAUAUGUAUUUAUGUAUGCCAGGCUUCCAAAUAGAACAUAGAACCUAUCCCGGAACCAAAAUCCUCUCCCAUUUUUUUGUAACUGCGGUUUCGCAACUAGAUGAAAACAGAAAUUGCAACUGCCAAUUGCAUUGUAUAACGAAAACCACAUCAGCAACAACCCAAAAACAAGACAAAACACUUGAGAAAAUAACAAACACACUAGAGAACCACAGAUUUUUACUUUUUCAUUUUGUAAUUGCAUAAUUACGAUGCGCAAUCGACAAUAUAUAACUUUAAAAGCAUUGCGAACAAAAUAAAAAUAAAAAACGAAGCAGCUGAAAACAGACUUAAUAUUAAUAAUAACGUAUAAAUUAUACACAUAUGUACUUGUACUAAAAAAUAUAUAUAUAUACAAAAAUGUACCUAGACGACAGCUACUUUUAAGCAAAAAUAAAUGUUAUUCGUUUUUUUUUCCUAGCUAGUAAUUUUGUAAUUACACAAACAAACACGGCAAACGAAAAUGAAAAACUCUAAAAAAAA
Messenger RNA from Drosophila ficusphila, 2174 nucleotides. RefSeq lists its product as uncharacterized. The coding region runs from base 209 to 739 and encodes 176 amino acids. The record is from RefSeq and is a predicted model, not a curated record. The transcript has a single exon. NCBI's taxonomy places the organism in Eukaryota, Metazoa, Arthropoda, Insecta, Diptera, Drosophilidae.